AUGAAAAUUUUAUUCGUUUUGCUCAUGAUAGUAACCAUUAAGUCAGAAAGAUUAUUGGUUUCUUAAGAUGCUGAUUUUAAUGAUGAUGACAAUGAUUUUGCAGGUGGAGUUUAUCCAACAACAGAUUCUAACUCAGAUGUACAUGUAAAUCUAGAUUAGACUUAUAAUAAAGCUCUUUAAUUUGCAUAAAUGCAUUAUGCUGAAAGUUGUAAAUUGAACGAUUUAGAAUGGGAAAGUUUAGAUGGUUCAAAGAAUUAGAUGGUUUAAGGAAUGCUUUAUUAUGUAAAUGUAAAAAGGAUUUUAGUUCAAUGUAACUUUGAAGGGGAAUGAGAAAGAGGAGAGAUAUGAAAUUCAAGUAUGGAUUUAGGCAGAUAGAGAAUAAACUGCAGAGAUUACUUAGUGUAAAAAAUUAUGAAUAUUAAUAUUAGAAUUG
Messenger RNA from Paramecium sonneborni, 433 nucleotides. The record is from the annotation of a GenBank genome assembly. NCBI's taxonomy places the organism in Eukaryota, Ciliophora, Oligohymenophorea, Peniculida, Parameciidae.